Molecule: messenger RNA, 750 nt
Organism: Penicillium manginii
Lineage: Eukaryota; Fungi; Ascomycota; Eurotiomycetes; Eurotiales; Aspergillaceae
Product: glutathione S transferase
Exons: 4
Coding region: 1-750 (249 amino acids)
Biological process (GO): L-phenylalanine catabolic process; glutathione metabolic process
Molecular function (GO): glutathione transferase activity; maleylacetoacetate isomerase activity
Source: RefSeq, a predicted model, not a curated record
AUGGCUACAGAAGAACCUGAAUACCAGCUUAUUGGACUUCAUACCCGAUACUCCAGCUGGACGUCGCGGGUCGAAGCUGUCCUGGAGUACUUUCAAAUUCCAUACAACCCAGUUUUUGUGAAGAUUCCUGAUAUCAAAGCUGUGUCUCCAACGGGAUUUGUCCCUGUCCUCGAGUGUCGUUCUCUAGGCUCCACCCCCAUCGGCGAUUCACUUGCAAUCUGCGAAUUCCUCGCUGAAUCUCACCCUGAACUCCCACUAUGGCCUCGGGAUCGUCAGCUUAGAGCUCUUGCUCGGAGUGUUGCGUCGCAGAUGCACUCUGGAUUCUCUGCUCUCCGGGGCACGUUCCAUGCCAACUUCAUCGCUAGGUAUACAGGAAAUGUCCCAGUCUCGGCGGAUGCGCGAAAGGACGUACAGCGCAUUCUAUCCAUUUGGGGUGAGGCUCGUAAAACGACUAAAGAGCGCCUCCUAGCCCUGGGUGAGGCCGACGAAGGAUUUUUGUUUGGGGGGGUUCAGUAUUGCCGAUGCCGCUUUCGGACGUAUGAUCUUCCCUUGGAUACCGCGAGCGAAGAUGCUCUCAUCUGGAUGGCUCAAAUGUGGAACGAUCCCGUCUUUCGAGGACUGGCGGAUAAGUACUAUGAGCAAUCGGAAGACCCGGAGACGGUGAUCGCGCAUUAUGAUGACAUAUACCGGGGCCAGCAAGACAUUCAGUAUGGCCAAUUUCCCAGAGAUUGGAAUUUCUCGGCGGUUUAA